This is a messenger RNA of Cicer arietinum (chickpea), 933 nucleotides long. RefSeq lists its product as uncharacterized. The record is from RefSeq and is a predicted model, not a curated record. Lineage: Eukaryota; Viridiplantae; Streptophyta; Magnoliopsida; Fabales; Fabaceae. Gene Ontology annotation, molecular function: nucleic acid binding; zinc ion binding.
AUGGAUGAGUUGCUUCCUGGGGUGGAACAAAGAUUUUGUGUAAGACACAUGUAUAACAACUUCAGAAAAAUUCACCCAGGGAAGAAGCUUAAGGAAUUGAUGUGGAAGGCAACCAAGUCAACAUAUCAUCAAACAUGGGAAAGAGAAAUGAAAGAGUUGAGGAAAGUUAACGAAGUGGCCUACAAAUAUUUAGUGAAGAUUCCUUCAAGAUUUAGUUUCAAUUCUAAAUGUGAUGUGCUUGUUAAUAAUAUGUCAGAGACAUUCAAUAGUGUCGUAAUUGGACUUAGAGGGAAACCCAUAGUGACGAUGUUUGAAGACAUCAAAUUGUACUUAAUGGAAAGGUGGGCUAGAAAUAGAACUACAUUGGAAAGGUACACUUGUUCUGUUCUACCUCAAAUCAAGAAAAAGUUAGCAAAGGAACAAGAAUUAUCAAGAAUGUGGUUGUGUAGGUAUGCUGGUGAAAAUAUAUUUGGAGUUAGUAACAUCAACCACACAGGAGACAAGUUUGUGGUAUCACUGGAAAAUAGAGAAUGUUCAUGUAGGAAGUGGAUGCUCACUGGAAUUCCCUGCUGCCAUGCAGUUUGUUGUUGCAACUUCCUCAAAAAAGAUCCAGAAGACUUGAUUCCAACAUAUUAUAGGCGAGAGACAUAUGCCGCAUGUUACCGACCUGUUAUUUACCCAACAAAUGGACAAAAUAUAUGGGCUCAAACUCCAUAUCCUGAUGUCUUACCGCCACCAUCAAGAAGGCUUCCAGGAAGACCCAAAAGGUCAAGGAACAAAGAUGCCGAUGAAAAAAAUAAGGACUCCACGAUGAUUAGUAGGAAAGGGAUGUCAAUUAAGUGCAGCAAUUGUAAACAAGCUGGUCAUAACAAGGCAUCAUGUCCAAGCCAAACCCAAGAAAGUCAGUCUAAAAGCGCUUUUCAUUUCAAAUAA